AUGUUCCAAGUUCACUUAGACUUCUCCCAGGUCGGGCAAGCCAGACCGCCGGUGCCGUCUCCGUCGCUGGUGCCGCAGCCGACGCUGCCAGCUGUGGCGUCUGCUGCUGCUGCCCUUCAUCCCUAUCCUCGCGCUAAUCGUGCAGACUACGCUAUCACUGAGGAACAGCGGUCACCAGCGGUGGAAGUGAAAUGCCACAGCCGCCGCUGCCAGCUGUGGCGUCUGCUGCUGCUGCCCUUCAUCCCGAUCCUCGCGCUGAUCGUGCAGACUACGCUAUCACUGAGGAACAGCGUGACCAAUGGGAGGGAAGUUGCUGAUGUUGAGGAGCAAUUUCUGCAUAGUGUAAGGUUGCCAGGGUUACCAGCGGUGGAAGUGAAAUGCCACAGCCGCCGCUGCCAGCUGUGGCGUCUGCUGCUGCUGCCCUUCAUCCCAAUCCUCGCGCUGAUCGUGCAGACUACGCUAUCACUGAGGAACAGCGUCACUAAUGGGAGGGAAGUUGCUGAUGUUGAGGAGCAAUGUAAGGUUUCCAGGGUCACCAGCCGUGAAGUGAAAUGCCACAGCCGCCGCUGCCAGCUGUGGCGUCUGUUGCUGCUGCCCUUCAUCCCGAUCCUCGCGCUGAUCGUGCAGACUACGCUAUCACUGAGGAACAGCGUCACUAAUGGGAGGGAAGUUUCUGAUGUUGAGGAACAAUGUAAGGUUUCCAGGGUCACCAGCCGUGAAGUAAAAUGCCACAGCCGCCGCUGCCAGCUGUGGCGUCUGUUGCUGCUGCCCUUCAUCCCGAUCCUCGCGCUGAUCGUGCAGACUACGCUAUCACUGAGGAACAGCGUCACUAAUGGGAGGGAAGUUUCUGAUGUUGAGGAACAAUUUCUGCAUAGUAUAAGGUCGCCAGGGUCACCAGCGGUGGAAGUGAAAUGCCACAGCCGCCGCUGCCAGCUGUGGCGUCUGCUGCUGCUGCCCUUCAUCCCAAUCCUCGCGCUGAUCGUGCAGACUACGCUAUCACUGAGGAACAGCGUUACUAAUGGGAGGGAAGUUGCUAAAGUUGAGGAGCAAGUAAGCAGAGCCACAGAACUGGGCAAGCUUGUGACGAGGCUGCAGCAGGAGCGGUCAGAAGUAGCCUUCUUUAUUUUCACCAAUGGCAGUACGUUAAGAUCAAACUUAUCAAUGCGUUUCACUAUGACUGAUAACGCGCUGCUCCAGAUGGGGGAUCUCCCGCUGCUAGCUUUCAAAAACAGACGCAAACCAGUCGACGAGGAGACGUUUAGAACAGAACUGGGAGAGCUCAGGGACAGCAUAUACACAGAGAAGUCCAUGAAUAUGACGGACGUAGUGGAGUGGUACACAAACGCUAACGCAGCGCUGCUCAACCAUCUCACUAAAGAAAUUAAGGACACAGAUAGCAGUACUAUUUGGAGGUAUCUUGUAGGCUUCAAGAACAUCCUUCGGAGCAUAGAAUGCAAAGGCAUCGCGUCCGUCCUUGGUAUCAAUUACUUUGGCCGCGGUACAUUGCAACCGAGAGCACACGAAAGAUUCAUAGCACACCUGGUCCUCGGAAGAGAUUUGCUAGACAAUACUUUGAACUACGUGCCUUCGCUCAUUCCACUGCAUGUGGACAUCAAAGAAGAUAGUCCGGAGUACAAGGAACUGGAAAAGAAAAACCAGAGGAUAGUCGACAAUAGUCAUCAGACUGGGAACCUGACUGAAGCCAUCUCUUACUUCGACCAAACGACUACACUGCUGGACAAACUCCGAGCUGUACAGAAACAACUACGAGGUUAUAUCAGGGACGGAGUAACAGAGAGUCUUCGGGAAGCCCGGCGCAGCGAAGCAGUGUGUGCUGGCAUUCUGGUGCUGGUGUGUGUGGUGUCACCCAUCAUCAUUGCUCUCGUCCGGACUGCAGUCAAUACUAUUCAGGUCUACGCCACAAACUUGGCUGAGAAGGCACGAGAACUUGAAUAUGAGAAGGAGCUCAGCGAUUCCCUCCUCUAUGAGAUGCUGCCCGCCACUGUCGCCAAACAGCUGAAGCAAACCCAGCAGGUCCCCGCGGAGUACUUCGCGUCGGUGACUGUCUACUUCAGCGAUAUAGUCGGGUUCACUGCCAUUGCUGCCGUGUCUACUCCUUACCAAGUUAUCAGUUUCCUGAACUCCGUUUACAAACUGUUCGACGAUCGUAUCGAGUGCUACGAUGUUUACAAAAUCGAAACCAUCGGUGAUUCGUACAUGGUGGCCUCUGGAUUGCCCGUAAGAAAUGGCAACAAACAUGCCACAGAAAUAGCAAGUAUGGCGCUUGAACUCUUAGCUGCAACGGCACACUGCAGGUUGCCGCACCGUCCCGAUCAGACGUUAUGCAUGAGAAGCGGCAUCCACACUGGGCCUUGCGUAGCCGGCAUCGUUGGGAGCAAGAUGCCGAGGUACUGCCUCUUUGGAGACACCAUCAACACGGCUAGUCGCAUGGAAAGUACUAGCGAGCCAAUGAAGAUUCAAAUAUCUGACGACGUCAAGAGAGCUCUGGAUCGGAACGGCAGGUUCAUCACUUCCCCUCGAGGAGUAGUUGAUGUCAAGGGUAAGGGUGAGAUGGUGACGCAUUGGCUGGAGGGUCGUUCGGGCCCGUCGCCCGUCCGUCUUUCCUCUAGCAUCGACUGCAGCGGCACCGCUCCUAGUUUUCUCGCGCGUAUCCAUUCGCAGCGCGGGCGGGAGAAUAGACCACAUUAA
This is a messenger RNA of Leguminivora glycinivorella, 2709 nucleotides long. RefSeq lists its product as uncharacterized. Gene Ontology annotation, molecular function: peptide receptor activity; guanylate cyclase activity. The record is from RefSeq and is a predicted model, not a curated record. The coding region runs from base 1 to 2709 and encodes 902 amino acids. NCBI's taxonomy places the organism in Eukaryota, Metazoa, Arthropoda, Insecta, Lepidoptera, Tortricidae. Gene Ontology annotation, biological process: cGMP biosynthetic process; receptor guanylyl cyclase signaling pathway; intracellular signal transduction. The transcript is spliced from 21 exons.